Molecule: messenger RNA, 2953 nt
Organism: Bubalus bubalis (water buffalo)
Lineage: Eukaryota; Metazoa; Chordata; Mammalia; Artiodactyla; Bovidae
Gene: MEI4
Product: meiotic double-stranded break formation protein 4
Exons: 5
Coding region: 497-1699 (400 amino acids)
Biological process (GO): spermatogenesis; oogenesis; DNA recombination
Cellular component (GO): lateral element
Source: RefSeq, a predicted model, not a curated record
AUUUCGUUUCUGGGAAAAGAAAAGUCGUUUUCGAAUUCAUCCUGUCCAAGUCGCUCCCCUUCCCCCGCUGGAAUCACCGUAUCUCCUUCCAGAAGUCUCCCCGAGGGCUUGUUCUCCUCUUCCGAGGCCUGGAUUUCCCCUUCCGGCUCGAAGCUGAGGGGGGCGCAGUCCUCGGGGAGGCGCGCGGCCUCGCCUUAGCUUUUGCCUGCGCGGCGCGGACCCUCGCAGGGGCCGCGGGCCGACCCGCUCCCACCCAGGCACCGGGAAGCGCGCUCCCGACCCAGGCCGACCCCCCGCCCCGCGGCCCCAGCGCGGCAGGCCGAGCGCGCCGCGGGGCCUUGUGGGGCGCGCGGCCCGGCCCUCCCCGCGCGCUGCCCGAGAGCGGACGGAAGCCGGCGCCCGGCGACCUUCCCUUAGGCCGCCCGCCACGUCGCAGAGUUCCAGUUCCCGCGGCCCCGUCCCCGCCUGCACCGGCUUCCUGCGGGUGGAGCCCUCCAUGCUGUGCGGGGUCCCCGAAGGGACAAAAAACAAGAUGGAUAAUCAAGCAUGGUAUCUGAGAACUUCAAAGCUGGCCCUGGCCUUGGCAAUUAUCCGCUCCAAACCAGCAGACAAAAGCAGCAGAGAAUACACAGAGCAUCUUGCGAAGAUGGUGUCCGGGCAGGAAUCAAGGUGGAGAUCAAAAGUCGAAGCCUUGGAAGCUGAAGUUCUACAAUUACGUCAGAAACUUCUCCUGAGCAGGAUUUUUUCAGGAUCAUUUAAGAGUGGAGACCCAUCUUCCCAGUUGCAGGCUCAGGAACCUAAAAGUUCUGAAAAUACACCAACUCUGCUGGAAGAUUCCGGGUGUUAUUUAUCAAGUGAGCAGCAGACGCCCUCAGAGAUGCCCCAGUGCUUUGGGGAGAGCCAGAUCCCCACCCCCUUCUCAUCACUGCCCAUUGGGAGUAGACCUUGUGCUCCCCCAGAAGAGCCUCUGACUUCUCACAUGCAGUUCUUACAACAUCUGCUUGGACUGAAGAACUUGACUGAGUCAGAGUAUCUGAAAACAGACUUAAGCCACUUUGAAAAUGCCUCUGCCACAAUAUCGGAUUCUGUUUUUCAGUUGCUGGAUGGCUUGAUUGCUUUUUACCGAGCACCCAAACUUCCUUGUUCAAGCUUUUGGAUAGAAGCUAUUGAUACAUUAGCUAGACUGAUUGGUGAUUGUAACUUAUCUGAUCAUAUUCUUAGAAAGUGUUCCAAAAAGUUGGAAGAGUUUGAGAAGACCCUGCUACAGGUUAUUUUAAGAAACAACCAUAUCAAUCGGUUUCAGGUGCAGCGUUACGUCUCACAGAGUCUGGUAACCCUGGGAAGUUGCAGCUUGUUGAGAAGAUCUAUCAUAUCCCUGCUUCUGUCAGAAGUAAACAGCUUUGCUGAUGAUCUGGGUGCCAUCGACCAGGUACAAGCCAAUUAUGAUGUGGCACGCUAUGAAAAUAUGUUCUCUGUGCUCUGGGUUCUGGAGCAACUUCUUCAAAAGGAAAACAAAGAAGACAACUCUUCAAAAAUGGGGCAUGAGGAUCAAGAAAUCAAGAAAUUUCUUCAGAAGCAUGAUGAAACUGUUCUCAAACUCUCUGAUGCAUUUCCUUUAUUUACUUUUUAUUUGUGGAGACUGGGCAUUCUCUUGAACUCAGUAGAAAUAGGAACUGUUGGAAAUGACUCACUACCUUAGCAGUUUACCAAAUAAACAGAAGCAUACUAAAGUUGAAUAUAUGAAGAUCUUGUGCUUAAAUGUUUUCAAGAAUAUUUUUAAAUGAGCAUUUUAAAUGGAUCCCUAAAGACAAUCAUUAAUUUAAUUUAAUAAUCCUAAACUGUGUAUAAAAAGAUUAUGAGUCAUAUUUCUUUACUAAAAUCAGCCAGUUUCAGUUGAGAAUGCCCCCCCCUUCAGCUUAGUCCUCCGGAACUGUGUAUUGCAAUACAUUUACUCAACGCAAUCUAGCUCUGUUAUUCUCUAAAAUGGACCGUUAAUUGUCUUUCUUAUUAAAAAAUUGCAUUUUAAAAGACUUUCAAAAUGGCAACCCACUCCAGUGUUCUUGCCUGGAGAAUCCCAGGGACGGGGGAGCCUGGUGGGCUGCCAUCUAUGGGGUCACACAGAGUCAGACACGACUGAAGUGACUUAGCAGCUUAGCAGGUGCUAAAAGGUAACAGAAGAUGUCUUAUGUUUUGUUACUUCAUCAACAGAGCAUUUAUAAUAAGUGGUUAUAAAUAAGAUUUUUUUCAACUUUUUUUCUUAGUUUCACUCAUUUUCUAUUGUCUUAGAUGGGGUUCAUGCAGAAACAGAAAAGUUGUUAGCAUUUGUAAAGCUAAUGGCCUUUAAUUUCAUAUAAUCAACAUAUUUGUCAAGUCCUUUUGAAAAUACUAGUCAUUUAAAAUGUUCCAUUUGUUUUUCAACAAAUGUUUGUUUUGAUUCUGUUGAUUACAUAAAAUAUUCCUGUUACUGUUAAAAUGUAGUUAUUAUAUGUAAUUAAGUCAUUAAGUCAUUUUCACAAAUUCCAACAUCAGUCUAGAAAUAUACUUUAUAUUUAUUAAAAGUAUAUUUAUACUUAUUUAAAGUAUUGGUUGGAUUUCUCAGUUACACACUUUCAUUGACAUUGUCAGUUAUUAAAAUUAUAACCAACUAACUUAAUUAGCAUACAUUAGAUACUUUCGUGUAGUGCAAUUUAGCAAAUACAGCAAAUACAAAUUUGCUUUAUUGAUUAUAUGUGAUAUUGUUUCAUAAGUUAGUUACCUUUCCUGAAUGUCAUUGGUAUUUUACAAAAUCAUUAUUAUUACCUGAUACAUAUUUGUGGAGUUAUUUCUAUCUUUCUACAAAAAAUAAAACCUUUUUUUGGUAAUACUGAAACAAAAUCUUAUCAGUCAACUUUAUUGUAUAACAAAGAAUCACUAAGUCUUAAUGUUAUACAGCAAUAAAUGUUGCUUUCUCAGA